CGCUGCCUUUAGAGCCGCCGCCGCCAAGAUUCCAAGAGGCAGAAGUUGUCUGAGCGCGUCGGUCGGAGGCUGCCGUGCCGGGGCCGGGACUCUGCGACUCCUCGUAAUCCAGGGAGGGAAAAAUUUGAUCUGUGAAACUAAUAAAACACAGUUUGGAUGAAAACAGAUCGUGUUUUGAGUCUGUAGCCUCAGACUACUCUGGAAGGUGAUUUACCUAAUUUAUCUACUGAGAAGUUUGUCCCUCUUCAGUGACAUUUUAACAUCAUAGAUCUUUAAAUGGAGGAGAUGGCUACUACUCAGAUUUCCAAAGAUGAGCUUGAUGAACUCAAAGAGGCCUUUGCAAAAGUUGAUCUCAACAGCAAUGGAUUCAUCUGUGACUAUGAACUUCAUGAGCUUUUCAAGGAAGCCAAUAUGCCAUUACCAGGAUAUAAAGUGAGAGAAAUCAUUCAAAAACUCAUGCUGGAUGGUGACAGGAAUAAAGAUGGGAAGAUAAGUUUCGAUGAAUUUGUCUAUAUUUUCCAAGAGGUAAAAAGCAGUGACAUUGCCAAAACCUUCCGCAAAGCAAUCAACAGGAAAGAAGGGAUUUGUGCUCUGGGAGGCACUUCAGAGCUGUCCAGUGAAGGAACACAGCAUUCUUACUCAGAGGAAGAAAAAUAUGCUUUCGUUAACUGGAUAAACAAGGCUUUGGAAAAUGAUCCUGACUGCAGACAUGUUAUACCCAUGAACCCAAAUACCGAUGACCUGUUCAAAGCUGUUGGUGAUGGAAUUGUGCUUUGUAAAAUGAUCAACCUUUCAGUCCCCGACACAAUUGAUGAAAGAGCAAUCAACAAGAAGAAACUUACACCCUUCAUCAUUCAGGAAAACUUGAACUUGGCCCUGAACUCCGCUUCUGCCAUUGGGUGUCACGUUGUGAACAUCGGUGCAGAAGAUUUGCGGGCUGGGAAACCCCAUCUGGUUCUGGGACUCCUCUGGCAGAUCAUUAAGAUCGGUUUGUUCGCCGACAUUGAAUUAAGCAGGAAUGAAGCCUUAGCUGCCUUACUUCGAGAUGGUGAGACUUUGGAGGAGCUUAUGAAAUUGUCUCCGGAAGAGCUUCUGCUCAGAUGGGCAAACUUUCACUUGGAAAACUCGGGCUGGCAAAAAAUCAACAACUUUAGUGCUGACAUCAAGGAUUCCAAAGCCUAUUUCCAUCUUCUCAAUCAAAUUGCACCAAAAGGACAAAAGGAAGGUGAACCGCGGAUAGAUAUUAACAUGUCAGGUUUCAACGAAACAGAUGAUUUGAAGAGAGCCGAGAGUAUGCUUCAACAGGCUGACAAGUUAGGUUGCAGACAGUUUGUUACCCCUGCUGAUGUGGUCAGUGGAAACCCCAAACUGAACUUAGCCUUUGUGGCUAACCUGUUUAAUAAAUACCCGGCACUAACCAAGCCGGAGAACCAGGAUAUUGACUGGACUCUACUGGAAGGAGAAACUCGUGAAGAAAGAACCUUCCGUAACUGGAUGAAUUCUCUUGGAGUUAAUCCCCAUGUAAACCAUCUCUAUGCUGACCUGCAGGAUGCCCUGGUAAUCUUACAGUUGUAUGAACGAAUUAAAGUUCCUGUCGACUGGAGUAAGGUUAAUAAGCCUCCAUACCCAAAACUCGGAGCCAACAUGAAAAAGCUAGAAAACUGCAACUACGCUGUUGAACUGGGGAAGCAUCCUGCCAAAUUCUCCCUGGUUGGGAUCGGAGGGCAAGACCUGAAUGAUGGAAACCAAACGCUGACGUUAGCUUUAGUCUGGCAGCUGAUGAGAAGAUACACCCUCAAUGUUCUGGAAGACCUUGGGGAUGGGCAGAAAGCUAAUGAUGACAUCAUCGUAAGCUGGGUGAACAGAACAUUGGCUGAAGCUGGAAAAUCAACUUCCAUUCAGAGUUUCAAGGACAAGACGAUCAGCUCCAGUUUGGCAGUUGUGGACUUAAUUGACGCCAUCCAGCCGGGCUGCAUAAACUAUGACCUUGUUAAGAGCGGCAACCUGACAGAGGAUGACAAGCACAAUAAUGCCAAGUACGCCGUGUCCAUGGCUAGAAGAAUUGGAGCCAGGGUGUACGCUCUCCCCGAAGACCUUGUGGAAGUAAAGCCCAAGAUGGUCAUGACCGUGUUUGCAUGCUUGAUGGGCAGGGGGAUGAAGAGGGUGUAAAAAUCACCCGUGGGAAUAAAAAACAACCUUGCUCCCAGGUGUAUGAUUAGCAGGUCAGCUCUUCCCAGGUGCAGUGCUCAUGGCUUAAGGAACCGUUGGUCAUUCAAAGGACUCCUAGUUGUGAUUCACAAGACUCCUCAUCUUGAGAACUCACAGGGGAAAGAGUUUUAAUGGAAACACCUCCUCUUUCCUGGAGUCAAAGUCGGAUUUGUCAGGCACACCUGAAAUGCACUCAUGGCCAAAUCAUUUACUCCCACCUCCUACAUCGCUAGCCUUGACUUUUCCCAUUGCUGUAUUGUCGUUUCUGUGUAUCUUCCCCCCACCCCUUAGAAUGUCCACCUCUUGGGACUUGCUUAGAUGAUUCGAUAUGAAUAUCAUUAGACCAUAAGUUUGCUUUCCAUCCAGGAUGCUAGUUCUUGUUUGAGAGCUGUGGCCAGAGGAUAUUUGGACAGGAGUAUCCUUCGCUUAUCUUUGUAGUACUGAAAAUUGGCAGAAGUAACUGGCUGUGCAGAAUGUAAUAGAAGCUUUUCGUAUUCUUUUAUUCUUAAAAUCAGUAUCUUUUUACAGUAUUCUUUCUACGUGAUCUUUUUUGUACAUUUAAGGAUAUUUUGAUUACAUUAAAUAAGACUGCUGAUUUUGCUACUUUUUUUAAGGGGUCUUCAAGUACGUAAAAACCAUACAUUAUAGGUAGAGGAAAAGUGUUCCUUGAUUUUGCAUCUACCCUCUCACACCCAAGCUGUAAACAGUUGACAUAUUUUGUCUUAAAAGACUUGGUUCAAUAUAUGCUUAUUUGUUUUAAAACUUGUAUCAUCAAACUCUCUCUUUAGAUUGAAAAUGCUGUUGAAUAUGACACUUUUGAGGAGAGAGUGUGCUCAGAACGUGGACAGGAUACAGUAGGCCAAGCAUGCUAAGCAUACCAUAAAUUUUCUAAUUUUACACCUAAAACAAGGAGAUGAGGUCACUAAAAAAUAAAAAUACAUAUGUAAGACUUAAUGUACUCUUGCUUUGUCAAGCUGUUUGCUGUACUUUCUGAGAUCAUAAUGUUACGCUAACUCUGAAAAGUGAUGUAAUCUGGUAGCAAUGCAUUAGUUCAAAUAAAGGCAUUUACAUAAUCA
Molecule: messenger RNA, 3284 nt
Organism: Canis lupus familiaris (dog)
Lineage: Eukaryota; Metazoa; Chordata; Mammalia; Carnivora; Canidae
Gene: PLS3
Product: plastin 3
Exons: 18
Coding region: 277-2169 (630 amino acids)
Biological process (GO): actin filament network formation; actin filament bundle assembly
Cellular component (GO): cytoplasm; actin filament; actin filament bundle
Molecular function (GO): actin filament binding; calcium ion binding
Source: RefSeq, a predicted model, not a curated record